CGCUUCGUCACCUGGCCUCGGAUCCCUAUACAUCUUGCGCCACUUUCAAUACCCUACGAGUCAACUUUUUAUUCCUCUGAGCCUGGAUCAGAAGAGAUAGCUGGUAGCUUCUCUGCACACCAAGGCCAUCUGUAGAGCAAAGAUUGUUGCCUGCGAUCGUGCUCGCACCCGAAUGCUGGUCCGAAUCCGUAGCAAGGAUGGCCUUUUCCGGCUCACGCUGGAGGCCAGCGAUGACAUGUCGAUCCUGAUCGACAAGCUGCUGGAAGUGGUGCCAACGGCUGAGCCUACCACGAUAACAUUUUCGAACGAUCCACGAGGCAGCGAGAUGGCGGCCGAUAGCUUGAGGGGCAACUCACUCUCUGACCUCGGCAUUUCGCAUGGUCACCUCUUGUAUGCUACUUACAAGGACAGGGAGGAGGCACCAGAAGCGCCUGUGGUUUCCAACGGCCACACAGCAAACGCUGUGGCCUCUUCCUCGACAGCGGCGUCGACCUCAGCGACACCCCUGGCCACAAGCAAGCCGUGGCAGAAUGUGGUUGAGGCUCCUGUAGAUCAGUAUUGGGAAGCUCGCGGGGGCAUGAUCCCUAGGGAGAGGGAUUCUAAAUUCUGUAGGCAUGGACCGAAAGCUAUGUGUGAUUACUGUAUGCCUUUGGAGCCUUAUGAUGCAAAAUACCAAGCCGAGCAUUCGAUCAAGCACAUAUCCUUCCAUGCCUAUCUCAAGAAGCUCGAUGUUGCCACAAAUGCUUCAAAACCUGCGCAGACGUACAUCCCGCCCCUCGAAGAGCCCAACUACACCGUCCGUGUACCUUGCCCCUCUGGCCAGCAUCCCUCUUGGCCUGCUGGUAUCUGCACCAAGUGUCAACCAUCUGCUAUCACCUUGCAAUCUCAAGAAUAUCGGAUGGUGGAUCACGUGGAGUUCGCGCAUCCUCAAUUGAUCGAAAAUCUCCUAUCCUUCUGGCGGUCCACCGGGACGCAGCGAUAUGGGUUCCUGCUAGGUCAUUACGAACCGUACGAUGUGGUGCCGAUGGGUAUCAAGGCGGUUGUUGAGGCAAUUCACGAGCCUCCGCAGGAAGGAGAGGUGGAUGGUGUCACGCUAGGAGUUCCGUGGGAGGAUCAGGCCAGGGUUGAGAGUCUCGCAGCAGCCUGUGGUCUGUCCAUCGUCGGGCAGAUCUACACCGACUUGACCCCUGCAGACCCGAGCUUCAGCGAUCCAGAAAAGGCCGGCAAAGUGCUAUGCAAGCGUCACAAGGACUCCUUCUUCCUGUCCUCUCUCGAGGCUCAAUUUGCAGGACAGCUGCAAGCGGCCAAUGCGAAUCCCUGCAAAUACUCACUCAGCGGCAAGUACGGCAGCAAGUUUGUCACUUGUGUGCUUUCUGGUACUGAAGAAGGCGCAAUUGACGUCUCUGCGUAUCAGAUCAGUGAGCAAGGUGUCGGCAUGGUCAAGAGCGACAUGAUUGAGGCAAGCGUACAGCCCUCUACUGUCAGAGUCAAGCCGGCUUCAGCUACCCGCUAUGUGCCUGAAGUGUUCUAUCGCUACAAGAACGAAUACAAAAUCGAAGUGAAGGAGUCGGCAAAGCCAACCUUCCCAGUCGAGUAUUUGCUCGUUACCUUGACACAUGGAUUUCCAAAUGCCCCCAACCCUCGAUUCUUGGCUACAACGACGCCCUUCCCUAUCGAGAAUCGGCCCGGACUGCAUGAUCAGUCAGCAGAGAAGCUCUUCAGUGUGCUUGCAAACGGCACAUUGUCCUCUUCUAAGCUCCUUACUUCUCUCAGCGAUUGGCACCUGCUGUCAUUCCUGCACUCGCAAGACUUGCUGGAGAAGGAAGAUCUUGAAAGCCUGUGUCAGAUCGCUUCUGGUAGUCACAGUGAGGAAGAGCUGCAAGCUGUCGUCGCUCGACCCGCUGUGCAGAAUUUGUUGAGCUUAGCCGAGGCUCACACCGAAGGAUCAAGAGGAGGCAAGAGCGUGGGUGGUGGAGGCGGGGGCGGAUCCGUCAGUGAGCCAAUGGGCGACUAUGCGGCGGAUGACUAUAUCCCACCCGAAGCAAUGGAAGGCUAUCAGGCCCCGCAAAGCUCUGCUGCUCCACCUCCUGCUCCGGCACCAUCUCGGUCCCGCCCCCCGCCCGCUGAUCUUCCCGGCGCAGAAGAGCCAGAUGAGUUCACCUACACCGGUGAGGACGACGACGGAAUGGCUUACGAUGAUGAUGACGAUGACGAGGGCGCGGGCGGUGACGAGGGCGCUGGAUACGGGUCGGACAUGUUCGACGAUGCCUCGAGCACUCUAUCCGCUGAGAAUGGACUUCAAGCAGCUUCCAUCAGCGGCCGGCCGUCGGGCGGCGGCGGUGGUGGUGGCAGUGCGUCGAGGAGCGCUCCUCCUCCCCCUGCUCCUGCAGCCGCUGCAAGCGUCAUUGCCUGCCCCCACUGCACAUUUGAGAAUGCUCCUGGAUCUAGCGAUUGCGACGUCUGUGGGCUACCGCUCAGUGGAUAGACGAGAGCAGACAAUGUCAACUCUUUUGUGCAAUAGCAUUCUGCUUUCAG
Microstroma glucosiphilum is the source of this 2535-nucleotide messenger RNA. RefSeq names its product NPL4-domain-containing protein. Gene Ontology annotation, cellular component: nucleus. Lineage: Eukaryota; Fungi; Basidiomycota; Exobasidiomycetes; Microstromatales; Microstromataceae. The record is from RefSeq and is a predicted model, not a curated record. Gene Ontology annotation, biological process: ubiquitin-dependent protein catabolic process. Gene Ontology annotation, molecular function: ubiquitin binding; ubiquitin protein ligase binding. The transcript has 2 exons. Bases 173 to 2485 code for a protein of 770 amino acids.